Messenger RNA from Impatiens glandulifera, 1010 nucleotides. Its product is annotated as probable ATP synthase 24 kDa subunit, mitochondrial. The coding region runs from base 119 to 838 and encodes 239 amino acids. Gene Ontology annotation, biological process: pollen development. The record is from RefSeq and is a predicted model, not a curated record. The transcript has 7 exons. Lineage: Eukaryota; Viridiplantae; Streptophyta; Magnoliopsida; Ericales; Balsaminaceae.
CUAAUUAGGGCCCAAAUGAAAUGAAGCCGAUAGAUCUCUGUAUUUCUCCAAAGUCCAAACCUAGGCUGAAGCCACCAGACGACGGGGAAAGACGACGACGAAAACACCACUCAUCGCUAUGGCCUUGACAUCUCGCAUCCUAUCGAAAUCCAACCAGUUACAUGCUGGACGCAUACUUACUCAACACCAUGGUGUAUCUGCUCAUUUCUUUUCCAGUGGAGCUCCUCCUAAACCGCUUAAGGGAGAUGAGAUGCUGAAGAACAUUUUCUUGGAUGUGAAAAACAAAUUUGAGACGGCCAUUGGAGUUCUUCGGAAGGAAAAGAUCACCAUCGAUCCUAAAGAUCCUGCUGCUGUUAAGCAUUAUGCAAAUGUGAUGAAGACUGUUAGAGAAAAGGCAGAUUUAUUUUCUGAAUCCCAACGUAUCGAGUAUACCAUUCAAACACGCACACAAGGUAUCCCAGAUGCUCGCUCAUAUCUUAUAACUUUGAAGGAAAUAAGGAUCAGGAGAGGGCUAAAUGAUCAACUUGGUGCGGAGGCUUUGAUGAUGGAUGCGUUAGAAAAGGUUGAAAAAGAGAUCAAAAAACCUUUGAUGAGGGAUGAUAAGCAGGGAAUGGCUCUUCUUACAGCAGAGUUUGAAAAGAUCAACAAGAAACUUGGAAUUCGCAAGGAAGACAUGCCCAAGUAUGAAGAAGAGUUGGAACUAAAAAUUGCCAAAGCACAGUUGGAGAAGCUGGACAAGGAUGCUACUGAAGCUAUGGAAACACUAAAGAAAAGGGAUGAAUUUAAGGAUGAGGAACCUGUUGAGGUGAAGUCGUUGGACAUUAGAAACUUCCUCUAAACGAGACAAGUUUAAGAUUUCCGAUUCUUCUCAUAUCAUCAAAUAAUAGAGAGACGAAUCCAAUCGCCCUUUAGUUGGAAGUGAGGGUGGUGAAGAAUAAACUACUUUUGUAAUCUGUAUUUGCAAAAACUGAUGAAUAUUUUGCAUCUUUCAAUUUAUUUGGAUUUUAAAC